This is a messenger RNA of Stegodyphus dumicola, 1444 nucleotides long. Its product is annotated as aurora kinase C-like. NCBI's taxonomy places the organism in Eukaryota, Metazoa, Arthropoda, Arachnida, Araneae, Eresidae. Gene Ontology annotation, molecular function: ATP binding; protein kinase activity. The record is from RefSeq and is a predicted model, not a curated record. Gene Ontology annotation, biological process: protein phosphorylation.
CACUUGCAGCUAAGAUGCCUGUAAUCGCUCGGAACUGACGAUUUCUACUUUUGCAGUUUUUCGUUAGUAUUCCAUGUUUUUGAGCUUUGUGCUUCUCUUUUGGUAAAAAGUUUGUUAUUUUACGAAUUAGAAAUCAUUUUAUUAAGUAAUGCGAUUUGAAUUCUACUUAUUUUAUACUAUUAGAUUUAACUUCUCAUUGUGGAUUGCAUUCUAGUACCUUAUUCUGAAAACAUGCAGCUUAAUAACUCUUUCAGGAGAAAACAUAUGUGUUUAUAUGGUGUAUGCGAUAAACAAAUGUGUGAAAAUAGUACGAGCGUUAAAAGAAAUGGACCGAGUUCUAGAAUGCAACUUGAAGAACAAAAUAAUGUUCAUAAGAAAGCUAAAUUAGAAACAUCUCCGACUUUGCUUAAAGCUGUAACGAAGGAGGCUGAGCCUGUUUUCGCCAGUGAAAACAUGAUCGAUUUGAAGAACAAGUGCGUGAGUUUGACAAUUGAAGAUUUUGAAAUAGCCCGGCGUCUAGGGCAGGGAAAAUGUGGAAACGUCUACUUAGCCCGCGAGAAAAGGAGUCACUUUAUAGUAGCUUUGAAAGUCAUGUAUAAGUCGGAAGUCGAAAGAUUAGGUAUCGAACAUCAAGUAAUAAGGGAAUGCAAAGUCCAUUCUCAGCUAAGGCACCCUAAUAUUUUGCGCCUGUAUGGAUACUUCUCUGAUCAAAGUAGAAUAUACAUAGUUCUGGAAUAUGCUUCAGAAGGAAAUCUUUUCACGAAAUUGCAGAAAUAUAAACGCUUUGAUGAAAAUACUACAGCUACAUACAUCUGCAAAAUAGCUCGUGCUUUAAAGUACUGCCAUUCAAAGAACAUAAUCCAUCGUGAUUUGAAACCAGAAAAUCUGCUUUUGGAUAAAAACAUGGAGAUAAAGAUUUCGGAUUUCGGAAUGGCGGUCCAUGAUCUCUCAGGGAAAAGAACCAGCGUGUGUGGUACUUUCGAGUAUUUACCUCCAGAGAUGCUGAGGAACGAAGCGCACAAUGAAAAAGUAGAUGUUUGGUGCUUGGGGAUUCUGUGCUACGAAUUUCUUACCGGAAAUCCACCUUUCACUUCUGUGGAUAUAAAUAGAAGGCUUGACCUGAUCCAAAGAGCCGAGUUUACAUUCCCGGCUUUUAUAUCUGGUGGAGCCAAGAAUUUUAUUUCAAAGUUACUAGUUGGAAAUCCAGCUGAAAGAAUAAGUAUACCUGAUGUACUGAAAGACAAAUGGUUGAUGGAAAAAGCUGACAAAAAUGAAGACCAAUAUUGAUGUAGGAAAGUCGUGGAUAACUACCAAAUCCUUGCUUGGUGAAGUCAUGUGCAGAAAUGUAUUUUUAUUUAUAUGAUAUAUCAGAUAUAUCUGUAUAUCUUUAUUUCAUGUAUGUGUAUUUUAAGGAAAUAAAGUAUUCAUUAUCAUUAAAACUGAA